This is a messenger RNA of Canariomyces notabilis, 1548 nucleotides long. RefSeq names its product FAD-binding domain-containing protein. Gene Ontology annotation, molecular function: FAD binding. The record is from RefSeq and is a predicted model, not a curated record. NCBI's taxonomy places the organism in Eukaryota, Fungi, Ascomycota, Sordariomycetes, Sordariales, Chaetomiaceae. The transcript has a single exon. The coding region runs from base 1 to 1548 and encodes 515 amino acids.
AUGUUCAAAAGAGUGAAACCCGCGGAGAAACAGCCGCCGCCACCACCACCGCCUCUCCCCUCAUGGGCCCAACCCUUACUCAACGACUCGGACUCAAACGUUAACAAACUAGUUUUCUUCCCCGGCUCUGCCGAAUUCACCGACAGCGAAAACACCUUCUUCACCGCCCAGGCCGUCGAGGUCCAGUCCGCCGCCGUCGCCCGUCCUUCGUCCACCGCCGAGGUAGCCGCCGUCAUCAAAGCUGUCCGCCGGCACCUCCCGGACUCGGUGCCCAUCGCCGUCCGCGGCGCCGGCCACGCCACCUUCCCCGGCGCCGCCAAGGCCAAGGCUGGCGUGACCAUCGACAUGCGUGGUCUGCGGGGCAUUGAUAUCCUCCAUGGUGGUGAAAGGGUCAGGAUUGCUACUGGGCAUACGUGGGAUGAUGUUUACGCCGCGCUUGAGGCGCAUACUCCACCGCUUGCGGUGACGGGUGGAAGGGCUGGGCGGGUCGGGGUGGUGGGGUUCUUGCUUGGGGCCGGGUUGUCGUACCUUUCGACCAAGUACGGGUUUGGAGCGGAUAUGGUGCUGGCGUGGGAGGUGGUUUUGGCGUCUGGGGAGGUUGUGUGGGCGAGGCGGGAUGAUUCGGAGACGGCUGACUUGUGGGAUGCGCUCCGCGGCGGUUCGACUAACUUUGGGGUUGUCACGGCGGUCGAAAUGGCUUGUUUCCCGCACCCGGAGCACUUCCGCUGUGCGAGUAUCCUUUAUCUCUCGCCUGGCAGACAAGCGACUCUGCAGGGAUUGGUUGACUAUGGAUUGAGAGCCCCUGCUGAGGGUGAACCUGUCACCCACGCGAUCUGGACCAUGACUCACCUGGCCGGGGUUCCCGUUAAGUUGAUCAACAUACUGGUGUCGACCACAGCCGAGAAAGGGGUUGGCGGUUUACAGGGUUUGGUCAAUGCUCGCGCCCGCAUCCCGCUGACGGGGAGUCUGAAGGAGAAGACGCAGGGCCAGUUUGCCAAGGAGAUGGGCGACAUGUCGCCGCAGGACGGUGUGAGCAGGGCCAUCCACAAGUCCAUCACGUUUAAGCUCAACGGCGAGUUUCUCAACACGGUUGUGGACAUGUGGUACAAGAACGUUGAGACGCUCCGCCACAUAUCCGGAAUCAUGUACACGAUCGUGUUGUAUGCCCUUCCCGUCGGCAUGCUCGAGACGUCGCGCGAUACCACGGCCGCCUCCUCAAGCUCAAAGCCAGUCUUUAACGCUCAAGGUCUCCGUCCGGAGGAUGGUCCAUUGGCUAUCCUGGAGAUCUGCCUCUCAUGGCGCGAGGCCGCAGACGAUGCCUUCGUGGUGAAGACGGGGACACAGUUUUUGGGAGAUGUCGCCCAAGCCGCAACUGACAGGGGGCUUGGACACCCCUACAUAUUCCCCAACUAUGCGUGGCCCGACGAGCACGUAAUGCAGUCGUAUGGGCUUGAGAGGCUGGCAGUUCUCAAGAAGGUGGCCUCAAAGUGGGAUCCGGACGGAUUCUUUCAGAACCGGGUUGUUGGGGGCUUCAAGAUCAGCAAGUGA